Messenger RNA from Tribolium madens (black flour beetle), 3762 nucleotides. Its product is annotated as probable multidrug resistance-associated protein lethal(2)03659. Gene Ontology annotation, biological process: transmembrane transport. The record is from RefSeq and is a predicted model, not a curated record. Gene Ontology annotation, molecular function: ABC-type transporter activity; ATP hydrolysis activity; ATP binding. The transcript has 6 exons. Bases 13 to 3732 code for a protein of 1239 amino acids. Gene Ontology annotation, cellular component: membrane. Lineage: Eukaryota; Metazoa; Arthropoda; Insecta; Coleoptera; Tenebrionidae.
UGCUCCGUCACAAUGGAAGAUAAAGAACGUGCAAAAAUUUACUCAAAAACACAAAAAAGCCAUCCAAAAGAGCGAACAAACUUCAUAUUCCAUUUCUUAUUUUGUUGGGAACUCCCGAUUGUAAUCAAAGGAUGGAAAAAGGACUUGAGCGAAGACGACCUCUACAGUCCUUUGAAAGACAUCGACUCGAAGAUGUUGGGCGAUAAAUUGGAACAGUUUUGGUUCGAGGAGGAGAAUUUCCAGAAGAAACCAUCACUGGCAAGGGCUAUUAGACGAUUAUUUGGGUGGGAAAUCGCCAAAUUUGGGAUUUUGUAUUUCCCAGUUGAUUUAGCUGUGGUUUUAUGCCAACCACAUUUCUUGAUCAAACUCCUGAAUUACUACACCCCAAAACAAACAAACACAACCCUGAAAGAGGCACUUUUGUACGCUUCAGCAAUCGUUUUAUUAUCACUCCUCCGCGUCCUUUUUUUCCAUUAUUUCGUCAUGUCUUUGUCAUUUAUUGGCCUCAAGGCCCGAAUCGCUUGCUCAUCCCUAAUCUACCGCAAAUCCCUCACAUUAAAGAAAACAACUUUUCAAAAAAUCACAACAGGACAAAUUGUUAAUUUAUUAUCAAACGAUGUCUACAGGCUUGACUACGUCUUCGCUUACAUGCAUUUUAUUUGGAUCAGUCCACUUGAAACAAUCCUUGCAGGACUUUACCUCGAUUAUGCUUUAGGUCACACAGCUUUAGCUGGAAUUGCUGUUAUUGUCUUCUGUCUUCUAUUGCAAGCCUAUAUGUCACGACAAAUCUCAAUUUGUCGCAAAAACGUCGCCGUUAAAACCGACUACAGGAUUCGACUCAUGAACGACAUUGUCUCCGGGAUUCAAGCCAUCAAAAUGUUCACGUGGGAAAACUCAUUCGCGAGACUCAUCGAAGCGGCGAGAAAGAUUGAGUUGUCAAAAGUGCGAAAAUCGCUCCAAUAUCGCGUGGUGAACAACAGUCUGCGUCUCCUUUUCACCAAAAUCGCCGUCUAUUUGUGUCUCUUGAUCAUGUUUUUGACUGGGCGUGCCCUCACAUCACAGUUUGUCUUCGGUUUGAUCAACAUUUACGAAUAUUUGAAGAUUUCAACAAUUAUUUUAAUGCCAUUGGGAGUAACACUUCUCUCCGAAGCAAGAAUUUCGAUUUUGCGAAUCCAGAACUUUCUUUUGACCGAAUUUGACAAAACCCCCCGCAAACAAAUCUCCCCAAUCCACUUGAUCAAGUCGCAAACUGACCUUGAGAAAACCUUCAUUGGCGUCCGUCUAAUCAAUGCGAGCUAUAGUUGGAAUCCAAAUUACGAGCUCUUGAAAAAUGUUAAUUUUGUUGCGACUUGUGGCGAAGUAAUCGGUGUGAUUGGCAGUGCCGGUUGUGGGAAAACCACAUUUCUGAAUUUGAUUUUACGCGAAUUGGACCUCCAAAAGGGCAGUAUUGACGUGACCGGAGUCGUGUCGUAUGCCUCUCAAGACCCGUGGAUUUUUCCGGGAAGUAUCAAACAAAACAUACUUUUCGGCGAGGAAAUGGACCCGGAAAAGUACCAAAAGGUCAUCAGGGUGUGUGCCCUCGAACGCGACUUUUCCCUUUUUCCCUUCGGUGACAACACUUCGGUGGGUGAACGAGGAGUGAUGCUGAGUGGGGGCCAAAAAGCGCGGAUAAAUCUAGCCCGAGCUGUGUACCGAAACGCCCAAAUUUACCUCCUCGACGACCCCUUAUCAGCAGUGGACUCACACGUGGCCUCUGUUAUCUACAACGACUGCAUUUUGGGGUACUUGAGCCACAAAUGCGUGAUUUUAGUCACACACCAAGUCCACUUUCUCACAAACGCAUCGAAAAUCUACUUGAUUCGUGACAAAACCUUGCAAGACAUUGGGAACAAAAUUGAGACAAUUGGGAGAAAUGACACUCCGGGGGUGGGAGAAACCACGAUGAAAACCUACGAUUUGCCCCUUGAAAUUAAAGAACACCGGACUUCGGGCACUACAACAACCCGGAUUUACCGGAGUUACACCAAAGCCGCCGGUAGUAUCCUCAAAAGUGUCAUAAUCCUAAUUUUGUUAAUCCUGAGUCAAGCUUUUGCCAACACAGUUGAGUAUUUCGUGGCAUUUCUUGUAAAUAUGGCCCAGGAAAAGAGUUUUCACGCAGAAUUGCGUAAAUUUUUCACGAGAAAUAACAGUUUGUAUGUUUACACAGCUCUAGUUGUGGUUUUUGUGACCAUGACAUACACAGCUUUGACUUGUUUGACUCGAUAUUGCCUAAAAGCAGCGAGAAAUUUGCACAAUGCCAUGCUAAGAAAUGUGGUCCAUGGACCCAUGGAGUUUUUCAACCAUCACACAUCUGGGAGGAUUAUUAAUCGGUUUUCCAAAGAUAUGGGCUGCGUGGAUGAACAAAUCCCGCUAAAUUUAAUCCUAGGAGUCACAAUGGCCUUACUAUUGUUAGGGAUCACCAUCACCAUCUCGAUUUUGAACUACUGGAUGAUAAUCCCAACCAUAAUCCUUGUGAUCAUCAUCAGCUUCUAUGGGAUUAUCUUCCAGCCAACUAAUAAUAACGUCAAAAGGACGGAAUCGAUUACAAAAAGUUCAGUUUUUACGCACACAAUGGCCUCGCUUCAAGGUUUAACCACAAUUCGGGCUUUUGGAGGCGAAAAAAUCCUCAAGAAAGAAUUCGACAAUCAUUUGAAUUUGUACAGUUCAGCCUUCUACAUGUUGACGGCAAUGUACUCAACUUUGACCUUUUGGACUGACUUUACAUGUGUCCUCUACACCGGUUUAGUAAUCUUCAGUUUUUUUGCGUUUGGUUCUAAAAUGUGGGUUGGCUACAUUGGUUUGGCCAUAACCCAGUCGACCUCCCUGGUGGGUCUCAUCCAAUAUGGUACCAAAACCUGGAGCGAAUUGGACUCCCAAAUGACGUCAGUGGAGCGCGUGGUCGAGUAUGCGGAGCUGGAACCCGAGAAAGACGAUGGUACUGCUGUCCCAUCGGACAUGUGGCCCAACAAUGGGCGAAUUCUCUUCGAUGGGGUAACCAUGAAGUACCCUCUAAGUAAUACAACGGUGCUCAAAAACGUGACAUUUAAUAUAAAUUCGGGUGAGAAAAUUGGGAUUGUUGGUCGAACCGGAGCCGGGAAAAGUAGCCUAAUUUCGGUACUUUUCCGCCUCUUCCAUUUUGAUGGUACAGUUUUGAUUGAUGGUGUUGACACGAAAAGUCUCCCAUUGGCAGUCUUGAGGUCCAAAAUCGCGAUAAUUCCCCAAGAUCCGGUGCUUUUUUUGGGUUCUUUGCGCCAGAAUUUGGACCCUUUUGACCAAUUCCUUGACACUCAAUUAUGGGCAUCUCUUGAAGAUGUUGAACUCAAAGAAAUGGUUUCGUCGUGGCCUCAAGGUCUUGAAACUGUAAUUCUAGAAGGCGGGGCUAAUGUUAGUGUGGGUCAGAGACAACUUUUAUGUCUAGUUAGGGCCAUUUUGCGCAAUUCCAAAAUCAUAGUUUUGGAUGAAGCGACCGCAAAUGUCGAUUUGAAGACCGAUGAAGUGAUUCAGAAAGUUGUGAGGAGGAAAUUCCGGAAUUGUACGGUUUUGACCAUUGCCCAUCGUUUGAAUACCAUCAUGGAUUCGGACAAGAUUCUUGUGAUGGAUGCUGGGACGGUGGCGGAGUUUGGGCCACCUGGACAGCUUUUGCAAGAUGUAAAUGGGUUGUUUUAUGGGUUUGUCAAAACAAGUGGGAAAUAAUUUAUUUCAUUGAAUAAAAAUUUUAUACAA